Molecule: messenger RNA, 3182 nt
Organism: Rhincodon typus (whale shark)
Lineage: Eukaryota; Metazoa; Chordata; Chondrichthyes; Orectolobiformes; Rhincodontidae
Gene: batf3
Product: basic leucine zipper transcription factor, ATF-like 3
Exons: 3
Coding region: 544-936 (130 amino acids)
Biological process (GO): regulation of transcription by RNA polymerase II
Cellular component (GO): nucleus
Molecular function (GO): RNA polymerase II cis-regulatory region sequence-specific DNA binding; DNA-binding transcription factor activity, RNA polymerase II-specific
Source: RefSeq, a predicted model, not a curated record
GGCAGCAUGUGGAGAGAAAACAGUUAAUAUUUCGAAUCACGUUGGACUCCAAUUACUAACGCUUCUCUCUCCGAGAUGCUGCCUGACCAGCCGAGUUUCUCCAGCAUUUUCUGUUUUUACUUCACAUUUGGAGGGUGGCCCGUUAAAACAACGACUUCCAGUAGCUGUCUCAUGCUAUUGUUAAGUAAGUUUGAAUAGUCAUGGGUCUGUUAACGGGAGACAGAUCACCCCAUCUUUUUUUGAGAUUCCUUCUGGCUUUAAAGAUAAGCCACGACACGUGACUUACUGCAAUGUUGCGAGCACAUUCCAAGAAGAAAAUGUUUUCUGACAAAGUGAAACUCUCAGAACUGCUUUUAGUUUUAUAAUUGCAUCACAACACAAAAAAGAUUUCCUGAACUCAAUUACAGGCAGCAGUACUCGCCUCUAGAUCUAAAGAGCAGUUCAAUGGGAAAUCCGGGCGUUUGAUAGCAAGCUACUCUCGAAUUUCCUUUUGCAUUCGGUUACUGCUGUCUGUCUGUGCACAUAUGUGCUCACUUGUGUGUCAUGUCUGAGGUAAACUCUCCAAGGUUAAUCGUGCAUAGUCCAGCAAACGACAGCUCCACAGACCGAGAAUCACAGGACCUUGGAAGCGAUAACAAGAAGCUCCGAAGAAGAGAGAAAAACCGAAUUGCCGCGCAAAGAAGUCGAAAGAAACAGACGCAGAAAGCAGAUAAACUACACGAGGAAUAUGAAAGAUUGGAACAGGAAAAUACUGCUCUAAAAAGGGAAAUAAGGAAACUUAGUGAAGAAGUGAAACAUUUAUCAGAAGCUUUGAAAGAUCAUGAACGCAUUUGUCCACUGAUACAGUGUGCCAUGAACUUUGUCACAAUGCCUAGGCCUCACUCAGAUGGACUUCCCAGCUGUUUACCACGUCCUGGUCAAAGUGAAGUCUCUUAAAUGGCACUGAAAUUGCAAAAUUUAAUUUUAUCACAGAAGAUUCUGAUACAUUGUCAAAUGUUUGAAUGUGUUUGAUUUUUUUUUGUAAAUAGAGAGUCGUGAGGACAUUAUUUAUGAGAUGUUGGACCAUAUUAUGAACUGAUGCUGCUGUGAUCCUGUGCACUGUCAUGCCAAAUCUGAAGACAUAGACACACUUAUAGUGACGUGAGCAAUGUGCAGUAUGGUGAGACUUGUGGAUGAGUACGACAAGAAGUCAGCAAAUCCGAAAAUGGUGUUGCAAGCAAUUCAUUAUAUCUUUUAUGUAUCUCCAGAGCGGUGUGGCAAGUUUCUCACUAGACACCAGUGGAUUGCUAAUUAAAGGGAUUAUUAAGUGCCUUGUUAUGCCACAGUUCACUUCAUUAAUAUUCAGCUUCCUCUCUUACCUAAAUACAUUGCACUAGGGAGGUCAGAACGGGUAUUUGACAACUUCAGCUUGCUACUUGGCGGCAAUAUCUCAGGGCACUCUCUAAGCACCCUAUAUCCACAGACAUUGGCAUCCAAUAUGUGCCAACCUCUAUGAAUGUUAAUGACACACCUCCAACUCACUUAAAAAAUACUUCAGCACUUCAGUGCUGCACCUCAGGUUGCAAUGCUGCUACAGGGACACUGCAUUCAGGGACUAGCAGCCAUCUCAUGGACCAGACCUGGCUGCAUCUCCGGACUGUGUGCUUGUUGUCACAGUGAUCACUUGCUCUGAGCCUCUCUGAAUGCUGUUGGUAUCCCAGUCUUGCAUUGCUUUGCCUUCCCUUUUUGCACUGUGCCCCCUCAGCCAGAGAUACCAGGUUUACGGUGCAGCUAUAUUGCCUUGCCACUUAGUGCAGACACAAAGUCAGAAAAACUGUCAUGGAUAUCAGCAGUCCUCAGUUAAGACAAGGGUGGUAGCUUUCCCUCAGAGUGUCUCAGAACAGUAAGUUAAGGGCACCCUUCGAAACCAGUCCAGGGGCUUGGUCAGGGUCAAUCAGCCACUUGGAGCUGUCAGGGUCAGGACACUUGCCAUGCAAAAGGUGAGAAGCCAAAUGUCAGGUAGGUCACCACCCAUCUUGACUCUUUCUGCCCUACUGUGGGCUGUUUUCCUCCUGGAUUGAGAGACAGAGAUUAAUGGAGAUGAAAGUGGAAAGCACAGUUGUGGGGAGGGAACACAGGGCUAGUGCUUUCAGGGGUUGGAAUGGUCGAGAGCAAGCGAGUGAGGGAACAUGUUGCAGGCAAUUGUGAGAGUGGCAGAGCCUUGAUGGGCUUGAGUACAGUGACACAGUGAGUGUAUGGUAUCCAAGGGAAAAUGGUAGCACUUACACUGGCCAUGUGGAGAAGGACCUUCCUUCUGGGCAUUCCGCCAGUCAGCUGAGACUGCACUACUCAAGCCAGAGCAGUCUGGAAUGGUCUGCUAUUGUGGCUUCCUCUGCUGGUCCUGGAGGAAGAGGCCUGUGAACCACCCCCAUCCAGCAGGACGUACAGGUCCCUUCCCACAAUGUGGGUGCCCACUUUCCGUUGUCUACCAUGUCCAAGGUACAUGUCAGGAACCAUGCAGGGCAGAUCGCACUUGACGCGCUUGUCCUGGUGCACAGCAGCUUUUUAUAGGCCCCAGUGCCAGGAAUGCUUGUCAAUUCUGGGAUAUCCUGGGAGUGGCAAGUUGUCCUAUGAACUGUGCCAAGUAAGAUAGGGCUAGAAUUGGACGAGAGGGACGUCAUAGGGGCAGGGUAUGUAGUUGAUGAGGCUAUUUUGGUAAGACACGGUAAGAAAUUUUGCUAGACUAUAGUAAAAAACCCACCAAAAAAUCUCAACACAGUUGGCACUUUGCCAAAAAGUAUGAAAUUCAGCCCAUAAAUUUUUUUUUAUUUUGCAUAUUGUUCGGGGAAUAUGUGUAUAAUGCUCCUCUCAAAUCAAAUGCUAUAAGAUCCUUAGCAGUUGGAUAGUCACGUAACCGAAACCUGGCACGCAUCUUAAUUUUAAACACAUCCGCACAAAGGCAGGCCAAGAGAAUAUAAUAAUUGGUUACACAAUUUAACAAGCUUUGUAGUGAACAGUAAGAAAGUCAGCUUUUUGAGAGAAACAUUCUGAAAUUUUGCAUUUGUUUAGUAAAGCUUUGCAUCCCCAACACCUUGCCCCUACGCUUCCCUUUUAGCUGUAUUGACAUCGUCAUAAUUUUUGAAACCAGCAAGUAGUAAAGUCUGUUCUGUCCUGAAACAAAAAUAAAACUGACCAAAUACAAA